CUGAUGUAGUUUUGAUAUAAACCUCUUAAUACAAGCGAUUUAAAUAAUAUAUGCCUUAAACAUUGAUUGAAUAGAAGCGUUUUGUUUUUUGAAAGGCUAUUUAACAAUAACUAGCAAAUAUGGAAACAUUGGAUACAUAGAGAAAUAAAACAAACGUCAAGGAUGUCGAAAUCUCGCCCGGAAUCAAAGAUGGGCCGCAUUGUUGUGGCAGCCAUUGAUUUUGGUACCACGUGCACCGGAUAUGCAUACUACCUGCGCAGAGAUCACGAUACCCGUAUAGCUGACAUCAAUACCGAUCAAGCGUGGCUAGGAAGUGCUGAAAUGGGGCUGCAGGCACCAACAACAGUUCUAAUGGACCCACAGAAACGAUUUCAUUCGUUUGGUUUCGAGGCAGAAUCCAAGUAUAAAACACUGACUUUGAAAAAUGAGCAUACAGACUGGUUUUACUUCCGGCAUUUCAAAAUGAGACUACACCACGAGAAGGAUUUGAAUCGAGAAAUGAUGCUUGCCGACGCCGACGGAAAAAAGAUGAAAGCUCUUAUUAUCUUUACAGAAGCCAUCAAAUAUGUCAAGAAGCACUUGUUAAACAAGUUAAGAGAUGGUCUCCGGGAAGAUGUCAACCUUAGAGAGAUCAAAUGGGUAAUCACUGUACCCGCCAUUUGGAGAAAUUCCGCCAAACAGUUCAUGCGAGAGUCCGCCUCCAUGGCAGGAAUCCCAAACGACCAGUUGACGUUGGCUCUUGAGCCAGAAUCAGCCGCCAUUUUCUGCAAAGAACUAGCGCUAAAUAGAGUGGGUGGGGUAGAUGGAGUUUUCUUGAGAGCGUUCGACCCUGGAGAGAAGUACAUAGUGGUAGACUGCGGAGGAGGCACUGUUGAUACAACUGGACACGAAGUAUUGCCGGAUGGUACGUUAAAAGAGCUUCAUGCAGCUACUGGGGGACCUUGGGGAGGGCAACUAGUUAAUGAGGCUUUCGAAAAAUUUAUUGAAAAAAUGGUUACCAAACCUGUACUUGAUAAGUUUGCACAAGAUUACACGAGCGAGUGGAUAGAAUUUCAGAAGGAUUUUGAAAAGAAGAAAAGACAAUAUGCUCCUAACAUGGACGACAUGGAUGUGAAUUUUCCAGUAGAGCUGGUUCCUAUGUUUAAAGAAGCCAAAAAGUACGAUAUACAAGAACGCCUUCUUGAAAGAGACUUUAAAAAGAAUGUUGAAUUAGUUAAACAUAGCCUGAUAUUAAAACCUAUAUUAAUGGAGAAGCUGUUUGAACCUGCCAUUCAAGAAAUUACUCAGCACAUUGAAGAACUUAUGAGAAAGAAAGAACUUAGAUCUGUAUCUACUCUACUUCUUGUCGGAGGAUUUUCCGAAUCACCAACUGUCAGCGGUGCUUUGAGAAAACAUUUUGUAAAUGUCAGAGUAAUCGCCCCUGGUAACGGAAGUGUCGCCAUUUUGAAAGGUGCGGUGAUGUUUGGCAAUGAUGCAAAUGUAAUUGCAGCGAGGGUGAGUCCGUACACAUACGGAGUUCACACAAGAAAGUAUUUUAACCCCUCAGUUCACCCAGCAGAUCGGAGGAGGGUCAUUAAAGGGAAAGCAGUAGUUGACAACAUCUUCGAUAAGCAUAUUGAAUACGGUGAACACAUGUAUGUAGGUGGGAAGAGCAGAGAAAGAAAGUACGUGGUUUUUAACAGAAACAAUCCUUCAGUUUACUGGAAUGUUUAUCAUUCUGAAAACAAGGAUCCGUUGUUCUGUGACGAGCCCGGUAGUAUUUUCCUAGGAAAGCUAGAAAUAAAAAUUCCGGGAGAGUUGAACGAAGAUCGGGUAACGCUGAUGCUGAGUAUGACGUGCCGUGGAACGGAGCUUGAGGCUACUGCAAUUGCUACAGACUUUGACUUACAGUGUGCUGCCAGGUUUGAUUUCUUAGAGGAUGACAUUAGUAAAGCAAGUGCUAACGUUUUCGAAUCAAUCAGUUAAUUUAUGUUGAUAAAAAUCACUUAUUUAUUGGUUGAAAUGUAAAAUGAUAUUAGAUAAGGAUUUGUUUUCUUUUCAAAUGAUUCCUUAUCAAUUAAAAUGCUAUUUUGGGAAAUAAGACCACAUCACGACAUUAAUUUGUCUGUUGUUAUUAAUAAAUUGAGAGUAUUUACUGUGCAUGAAAUAACGACGCAAACAGUUUUAUUUACUUAUGUACGUAAUAAAAGAUUACAUUUUG
Messenger RNA from Ruditapes philippinarum (Manila clam), 2200 nucleotides. Its product is annotated as heat shock 70 kDa protein 12A-like. The record is from RefSeq and is a predicted model, not a curated record. Gene Ontology annotation, molecular function: ATP binding; ATP-dependent protein folding chaperone. The transcript is spliced from 7 exons. Bases 163 to 1965 code for a protein of 600 amino acids. NCBI's taxonomy places the organism in Eukaryota, Metazoa, Mollusca, Bivalvia, Venerida, Veneridae.